AUGGCAGAGAAAACUGAUAAUAAAGUUUGUGAAACCAUUCAGACCAGAGGGCAAGAUGAUAAGUCUAACUUAUUUUUGAUAAAUACUAAUAAUAACAGUAUGGAAUGCAAUAUGUCUUCUUUGGAUGUAUUAUAUCAGUCAACCUUCCAGAAAAGCAAUAUUACAAGAGCAGAAGAAAUAUCUUGUAAAGAGUCUGGAAUAUUUAGCCAAGAUAGUAAAGAUGGAACUAAAUACAAUAUAGUAUUCUCAGAAAGUAAAUCUCAUGUAUUCAUAAUAAAAGGGGAAAGUGAAGAGAUUCAUGUUUGUGAUAUCAGCAUCAAGAGUGAAAACAAUGCUGAUAUUGCAGAAAGCUUUAAAUAUUGUCCUGAUCAAAGAGCAAUCCAUUUAUUGCAGGUAUUCUUUGGAGAAUUAUGUCGAAUCAAUACUCUGGAAGAUACUAUGUGA
Molecule: messenger RNA, 444 nt
Organism: Ambispora leptoticha
Lineage: Eukaryota; Fungi; Glomeromycota; Glomeromycetes; Archaeosporales; Ambisporaceae
Source: the annotation of a GenBank genome assembly